Messenger RNA from Cornus florida, 2790 nucleotides. Its product is annotated as transcription factor BHLH42-like. The record is from RefSeq and is a predicted model, not a curated record. The transcript has 8 exons. Gene Ontology annotation, molecular function: protein dimerization activity. Bases 493 to 2664 code for a protein of 723 amino acids. NCBI's taxonomy places the organism in Eukaryota, Viridiplantae, Streptophyta, Magnoliopsida, Cornales, Cornaceae.
CAACGCUAAGCUAACGACCUUUCUUCAAUUCCAUGUCCAUGUGGAUUAUCAAUUAUUACCUCAAUGAAAUCUCUUGGUAGUCUCACUCUACGCUCAAAUCAAUCUCUCCUCAAAGUCAUCAUCUACCUUUUCCUUCUCACCUGCAAGUCUGCGCAGGACACCUCCUCUUCUCUUCUCUCCUCUCCUCUCCUCAAAGUCAUCUACCUUUACUCUCUCUCUCUACCUCUUUGUCUCUCUCUCACACACACUCACACACAUACUUUUUAGUUGAUAAAGGGUUUGAUUUUUAGCUAAUGCUCGUUUGAGCUGGUCCAUUCUAAAUCUCACAUAUAUUCCAUCUAAGCAAGAUAUAUUCCUUUUUUCUUUUCUUUUUUUUCAUUCUCAUUUUUCCUAAAAUUCUUGAUGUGGGUUAUGUGAGAAUUCGAUUCAUAUAUAAAGAUAUUUAUAAUUGUUAGAAAAUUUAAAGAGAGUCUGGUGGUGAUAAGUGGCAGAAUGGCCGCGCCGCCAAGUAGCCGGCUGCAAUAUAUGCUACAGACGGCGGUGCAAGCGGUUCAAUGGACAUAUAGUCUCUACUGGCAAUUAUGUCCCCAACAAGGGAUUUUGGUAUGGGGAGAUGGGUAUUACAAUGGUGCAAUCAAGACUAGGAAGACGGUGCAGCCCAUGGAGGUGAGCGCGGAGGAGGCGUCGCUGCAGAGAAGCCAGCAGCUGAGAGACCUGUACGAUUCGCUGUCCGCCGGGGAGACAAACCCGCCAACACGACGGCCGUGUGCCUCCUUGUCACCGGAGGACCUGACGGAGUCGGAGUGGUUCUACCUCAUGUGUGUGUCUUUCUCAUUUUCUCCUGGUGUGGGAUUACCCGGAAAGGCAUAUGCAAAGCGGAAGCAUGUUUGGCUUACCGGGGCAAAUGAGGUUGAUAGCAAAGUGUUCUCUAGAGCUAUUCUUGCCAAGAGUGCUCGCGUACAGACAGUGGUGUGCAUUCCUCUAUUAGAUGGGGUGGUUGAACUCGGCACAACGGAAAGGGUUCCUGAAGACCUUGGAUUCAUCCAACAUGUAAAGAGCUUCUUCAUUGACCACCACCAAGUUCACCCUCCAAAACCCGCCCUCUCCGAGCACUCGACUUCUAAUCCGGCCGCAUCAACGGACCACACACGUUUCCACUCUCCACCAGUAAUGUAUGCACCCAUUGAUCCCCCAACCAAUGCUAAUCAAAUAGACGAGGAGGAGGAAGAAGAAGAAGGAGAAGAGGAAGAAGAGGAAGAGGAGGAGGAGGAGGAGGAAGUAGAAGGUGAGUCGGACUCGGAAGCCGAAACGGGGCGUAACAGCCGCUUAUCCGGGCUUCAGAACCCUCACAGUGUAGCUCAGGGAGUAGUUGUGACUCAUCCGGCGGCCGAGCCGAGUGAGCUCAUCAUGCAACUUGAGAUGUCUGGGGAUAUUCGACUCGGCACACCUGAGGAUGGCUCCGACAAUUUGGACUCCGAUUUUCAAAUGAUUGCUGCUGGCCAACCCAUCAACACCCUAGCCGAUCAUCAACCCGGUGCUGACUCGUAUAGGGCUGAGUCGACUCGCCGGUGGCCAGUAGUCUUACCAGACCCGUUGGACAGCACUUUGCAAGCUCCAACUUCAGGAGCCCCUCCGUUCCAAGAAUCCACUCAAGAGGACACCCACUACUCCCAUACAGUAUCCACCAUCCUCCACCACCAGUCCACACGGUGGUCCGACUCAUCCUCCACCAUCGCUGCCGCCCGCGUCAUGUACUCUUCCCAAUCAUCUUUCUCUAAGUGGACAAACCGCGCCUCCGACCACCACCACCACCUCCUCCACCAGGUCCCCUUCGAAGCCACCUCCCAAUGGCUCCUCAAGUACAUCCUCUUCACCGUCCCCUUCCUCCACACCAAGGCCCGUGACGACACCUCCCCUAAGUCCCGCGAUGCCAACUCCGACUCCGCCUCCCGCUUCCGCAAAUCCACCCCCCAAGACGAGCUCAGCGCCAACCAUGUCCUCGCUGAACGACGUCGCAGAGAGAAGCUCAACGAGCGCUUCAUCAUACUCCGGUCUCUAGUCCCCUUUGUCACCAAAAUGGACAAGGCCUCCAUCCUCGGCGACACCAUCGAGUACGUGAAGCAGCUGCGGAAGAAGAUUCAGGAGCUGGAGGCGCGUGCGCGUCAGACGGAGAAUGAUCAACGGUCCAGAUCCACGGCGGAGCCACAGAGGACGAGCAGCAUAAACACCAAGGAGCAGAAAAGUGUGGUCACGGCGAGGGCGGUGACUGCUGCGCCAACAGAUAAGAGAAAGAUUAGGAUUGUGGAGGGGAUCGGUGGAGGCGGCAAGGCAAAGGCGGUGGAGUCACAGCCACCUCCUGCACCACCGAAGCCGGUGGAGGGGGUUGAGGUGCAGGUAGAGGUGUCCAUAAUUGAAAGUGAUGCAUUGGUGGAGCUGCAGUGUCCAUACAGAGAAGGGUUGUUAUUGGAUGUUAUGAAGAUACUAAGAGACCUUCGUGUGGAGAUCACAACCGUCCAGUCCUCCUUGACCAAUGGUGUAUAUGUUGCUGAGCUAAGGGCUAAGGUGAAGGAGAAUGUUAAUGGGAAGAAAGCAAGCAUUAUGGAAGUAAAGAGGGCAAUACGUCAGAUAAUACCUCCCAGUAGUGAGUCAAGUAUAUAUAGUUAAAACUUAAUUUUAUAGAGAAUUGAUCACCAAAUUGGUCAUUGAUUGAUCAUUCCAUGUAACAUUAUAUUAUUUAGUAGGUUGUUCAUGAUAUAUAAUAGGUAUCCCACUGUCCCCUUUUCAGCGUAA